This is a messenger RNA of Coregonus clupeaformis (lake whitefish), 5303 nucleotides long. RefSeq names its product G1/S-specific cyclin-D2. The coding region runs from base 355 to 1260 and encodes 301 amino acids. Gene Ontology annotation, biological process: positive regulation of G1/S transition of mitotic cell cycle; regulation of cyclin-dependent protein serine/threonine kinase activity; mitotic cell cycle phase transition. The transcript is spliced from 5 exons. NCBI's taxonomy places the organism in Eukaryota, Metazoa, Chordata, Actinopteri, Salmoniformes, Salmonidae. Gene Ontology annotation, molecular function: cyclin-dependent protein serine/threonine kinase regulator activity. The record is from RefSeq and is a predicted model, not a curated record. Gene Ontology annotation, cellular component: cytoplasm; nucleus; cyclin-dependent protein kinase holoenzyme complex.
GAGUGAGGUGGCAUUCAUCCGGUUCCUGCUUCUAGCAACACAGCAAGAGAUAGAGCAAAAGCUUGUUGUACAAUCUAUCACUAUAGCCUAGCCAAUUGUUGUGCAGAAUGAGAUAUGCUUGCGUCAUAGCCUAUAGCCUACCCUGCGUUUAUUCAGACUUCAAUAAGAAGAAAGUAGCCUAAAGCCCAGGGCUGAGAGGAAACAGAGGCUAUCGAGAGGCAGGACUACGCUGGAAUAAACCCUGCAGUCUCACCCAUGCUUCCUCCCGAAUAGCCUACUUCUCCAGCAGUUUUACACUGUCCCAACUACUGUUUUGACGUUAUAAAUUUUUUCUGCAAAGGAAAGAACCGAACCAUGGAACUUCUUUGCUUCGAGGACAAAGUCGUGAGAGCCCAAAUUGACCCCAACAUUCUCUAUGACGACAGAGUAUUGCAAAGUCUGCUAACCAUUGAAGACAGGUUUCUACCGCAAUGUUCGUAUUUUAAAUGUGUCCAGAAGGACAUUCAGCCACAAAUGAGGCGAAUGGUUGCAGGAUGGAUGCACGAGGUUUGUGAAGAGGAGAAGACUGAGGAAGACGUUUUCCCCUUGGCUAUUAAUUAUUUGGACAGAUUUUUAGCGGUGGUGCCCACUAGAAAGUGUUAUUUGCAACUUCUAGCAGCUGUAUGCAUGUUCCUUGCAACAAAGUUAAAGGAGAGUCGUCCAUUAACUGCAGAAAAGCUGUGCAUGUACACAGACAACUCCAUCACACCAAGGGAGCUGCUGGAGUGGGAGUUGGUGGUCCUAGGGAAGUUGAAGUGGAACAUGGCGGCAGUCAUCCCAAACGACUUUGUGGAUCACAUCAUAGGCAGACUGCCCCUGCCCAAAGAGAAGCUAUCUGUGGUCCGCAAGCACACACAGACAUUCAUCGCCCUGUGUGCCACAGAUUUCAGCUUCGCCAUGAACCCCCCCUCCAUGAUCGCUUCGGGCAGCGUGGGGGCGGCCGUCUGCGGCCUACAGCUGGACCAAUCAGACCAGGCCCUGAGUCGAGACCAUCUGAUUGACCUGCUGGCUAAGAUCACCAACACAGAGGUGGACUGUCUGAAGGGGUGUCAGGAGCAGAUAGAGCGGGUGUUGGCCAGUAGCCUGCAGCAGGAGCAACAGCAGCAGAGGCAGGAGGCCCGAGGCAGGCCGGGCAGCAAGACCAUGGAGCAGCAAGACCAGUCCAGAACCCCAACAGACGUAUCCAGCACCCCAACAGACGUACGCGACGUCAACCUAUGAGCUUCCCACCACCACCAUCUACAAGAGUGACGUCCACCAGCGAGCUCCCAGCAAUCACGUCACUCUGUCAAUCUAUGGGAUCCAACAACGUCAAGCAAUGAGCUGCCAGCACAUAUGCCAAGUCAACCAAUGAACUCCCACCACUAAAUGCCACACCAAUCUUUGAGUUCCCACCCUUGUGUGUUAAGUCAACCUGUGAGGUCCCACAAAGUUUGGGAUGACAGUCUAUGAGCUGCCAACAGCAUCAUGCUGGAAUUAUCAACUGAUAAGAACUUUUAUAAACAAGAUAGAGAAUAGGUUAAAAGAAAAUUGGGUGGCUCCCAUCUAUAUUUAGCUGGUCACAUAUUAACAUAUGUACCAUAUUAAAUUAAACAAGCUAUUUAGACACAAAAUGUAUUUGAAAACUUGAUAGUGCCUUAGGUUUGCAGAAAGGAAACCUGAAUAGAUUUGCAUACUUGAAUUAUGAAAUAUAGAAAUUUUAGUUUUUUACUUGAUAAAAAUUAAGAAUAUUGUUUUUCACUUGAAAAAAGCUAGCAAAAACAUUUAGUUAUUAUUCAUAUUAUUGUAUUAUAAUUAUUGUUAUUAUAAAUAUUGUUAUCAUUAUUUCAAUAUAAUUUAGUUUUAUGAUUAUUAUAAUAAUAAUUGUUAAUCAUUAUUAAGCAUUUAUCAAUUUCACAGUGAGUGGGCGUUUCCCUCAGUUUCAAAUACAGGAAGCCCCUGUAGUACUGUGUGCUUUACAUUACAGUAAGUGCUGGUUUGGUUCUGCACAGUGUUCAUACACCUUUACUUAGGAGAAGCUAAUGUACAGGAGGAGGAGAGCUGCAUCUCCUGCCUGCUAAACUGUGCAUCUGUAGCACUGCUUCCUAUUUAUGGUCUUAUAUGCUGGCCAGGAGAGGGCUGGGCCCACUCACACAGAACACAGAGAGAGAGAGUGAGAGAGGGGGGUAGAGAGACACACAUGAGGAGACCUGAGGGUGUGUAUAUACUGCCCCCUAAGGGUGAGAGUGAGGACAGAACAACUAUCAGCUGUUAAGGUCUUGAUUUCAUUGCCAAGUUAAUACCAAGCCAAUAUUUACUUUUUGAAAUGAACAAGGCUAUUUUUGUUGUUAUAUGUUAUUGGAUUGUGUGCUCUGAGAAACUCCUGCACGUUAUAAUUUUUUUUUAUUGAGGAUCAUAUACACCUUUUAUACCAGGGAGCACUGUUUAAGUCUGUCAGUAAAGUUGGCGUGAAAGCAUGUUUUUGUUCUGUAUCAGCCAAAGCCAAUACUAAGGGAAGGAAGACAGCAUGUUGAAGGGAUGGUCUUAGUUUGGAGAUGAGAAUGAAACAACAGUUGUUUGUUAGUGUCAGAUGGAUUGUUAAAAAUGUUUUGUAGAGUUGGAGUGUAUGGAACAUUUAGACCAGAGAAAGUUAGGCAAAGGUGGAGUAGCCUAUUGGAGAGUGAGAGGAGAUGGCAAAAAAGGGAGGUUUUGAGAGUGGAACUAGAGACGGCACGAUUGGUGCCAUGAAAUGAAGGACUGCAGACAGUUGAAAUGAGGGGGAAAUGGAUGAAGACAUGGUAGGAAGCUCUCGAGUGGCACACCGGAACAAGCCUGUUCUUGAUUGGAAGGGCUGCAGACGGUUAUCAUUCUGAUAGGUCAAGAGUUGAUCACGAGGGAGCAGUUUGGUGUGCUGGAAUGUUUCCUGUAAGGGCCAUCCUGUUGUUAAAUCCAACUAGAUAUUUAAGUCAUGAUCAAAGACUUGGAUCAACCUAAAUGCACUUUUAAAAACAUGUUCCAUAAAAGCUGAAGGGGAUGGUGAUCAAACGGGGUAGAUGGGUUUUCUAAUGUUUUAUUUUUUUAUUAUGAUUUUUUUUCUUUAAGUUAUUUGAUAUUCGCUGGGCUGGAUUCCCACUUAGGGUGAUGCACAAUGACUAGAAAGCAUUUCCUGACCAAUUAGUAGGAGAAGGGUUUACCAACGUGGAACCAAAUCAAUUGCAAUGCAAACCUAGGAAUGCUUUAAAACAAAUCACAUCUAGACUUGAUUCUUUGAUUACAUCCAUUUAACUUGAAUUUUAUUUUUGCCUGCUUCAUAUCCAAAUCAAUAUGAUGGUCCUAAGAAAGGAUUACACAUCAUAAUGUUUUUUUCUGGUUCAUUGUUUUUUUGCAUUUCGUUUUGCUCCACAUUUCAGCUUGUUUGUCAGAAAAAAUAUAUUUUCCUUAUGGGGUGAUACUAUGUCAAAAAUAACAAAAAAAACAUACGGUCUUACAUUUACAUUUUAGUCAUUUAGCAGACGCUCUUAUCCAGAGUGACUUACAGUUAGUGCAUACAUUUUCAUACUGCAUACAUCUUUAAACCUAUAGGCAGAAAACUUUGCUCUUUACUUUUGGCAUGCAUGUUCAACAAUGCGGAAAGAACUUAGAACCUAUUUGCUUGUUUUUCUCAUGAAACGCAAUUUUCUAAAAACGGAGAAAAGAUAUGAGUAAGCCUUUCAAGUUUUGUUUAUGUUAAUUACUUACAUUAAUUACUUAAAUUAAUUUCUAAGUGAUGAAAGCCAAAAUAGAUCUGUUUAUGUUUGAUAUCUUUUUCUUGCUGCUAUUAAGCGUUUUGUUUUUCAAUCUUAUAAUUGUGAUAUUCACUUGAGUGUGCUGCUAAAUUAUGAAUUUUAAAGUAUCCUAUUGUUUCCUUGCUUUUUCCUUGUUGUAUGUAAACUGUAGAGAGUGGUAAAGUAAGAAAGUGGGACAUGUCGUGGACUGGAAGUACCAUCUGCAGUUUUCUCAAAUAGCAUGUUUUACUCUCUUCUUUCCAUUUAUCUGGUGUUCUGUCGUUUCCUUGCUACAUUCUCCCAUUGAAAUGUUGUUGUAACUCAGGUUCAUUGGACAAUACCUCACAACUCAGCAGUUUUUUCAGGGAGUUAGAGGAAUCAAAUCUGACUCUGAUGCAUUUUGAAAGGUUAUAGAAUUUUUUCCUGGAUGAGAGGCAGGAGAUCCACGUGGCACCUCCUCUCUUUAUACAACAGAAAUUAUUUCUCAUCCGUCAGAUUACAUCUGUCGUUGGCCAAGUAGAGUACCAUAUACCAGUUAUUUCAUAUCAUACCUGGUGCUAAAUAAAAGACGGCUAUAUAAAAUGUAUUUGGAAGAUUAAAAAACGAUAUAUUUGUAUAUUAUUUUUCCUACUUAUGAGUUACAACUUAAUUGGCACAUUAGGAUCAGUGUAUUGGAUUAAGUGGAAUUAAUUUUGUGAGGUACCCAUUUAGUCAGAGUUUUUUUUAAUCAUCAAAAAAUAAUGUUUGUGUGUAAUCCUUCAGUGUGGAAAUCUGUGGGUUUCCAGUUUGUUUUGACCCCCACCACUGUCAACCACAUGUACCUCAGAAGUGUCUGAUCUACAACUUCUGUUCAAUAAAUUUGACCCCCAAAAAAAGAGUGAAGCAUCUUUAUUGGCUAGUAAUGUAGCUGUCUUCUUUUCUGUGCUGGUUAAGGGAAGGUUAACCUCAUCGCCAGGCUCAAAUUGAUGGUGCAUAGAGAGCUGGCUGGUGGACGAGAUUAAGGGAAGGUGACGUGUAGAAUGAUUGGGUUGGUGGUGGUGUACUGUGCAGUCAAGUAACUAUGCAGACCCAUAUGAAGGUACGUUAAAGCUUGAGGGUGCUAAAUGGCUUCUCAUUUGAUUGAAGAUAUACUGUACCAAAAGGCUAUUGUGUUAGUCUGCAGCUAUAGGCUUAUCUGACACCUAGUGGCUGUGGGUUCAAACUUUUUAUGGGGGGAGAUCCUUACGCCAGAGCCACAGACUCCUUCACACUUGCUACUCUUCUCUUUGUAAUUUUGACAUCGAGAGUUGCAGAAACGUAUACAAAAGCACAAAUAGAUGAUAAUUGAACCCACAACCUCUUGGCUGUAAGUCAGUGCUUUGACUAUUAAACCACCAAGUCUGUACCCCUUUCCUGCAGACAAAUGACCUAGUGGCCUCAUGGGUGGAAUCUUAUUAAUAUUUUACAUAAUUUCAUAAUGAAUGAAUAUUAUUAAAAAUAUAAUAAUCUGGUGUUUCUAUGUCAAACAGUUUUGUGAUACUU